Pongo pygmaeus (Bornean orangutan) is the source of this 1930-nucleotide messenger RNA. RefSeq names its product proteasome 26S subunit, ATPase 6 (gene PSMC6). The transcript has 14 exons. Gene Ontology annotation, molecular function: ATP binding; ATP hydrolysis activity. The coding region runs from base 344 to 1555 and encodes 403 amino acids. NCBI's taxonomy places the organism in Eukaryota, Metazoa, Chordata, Mammalia, Primates, Hominidae. The record is from RefSeq and is a predicted model, not a curated record.
AGGCCAUCGGAACUCUUUUGAAGUAUUACACAUUUCCUACUUCACUUCCAUCUCAGUUUAUUACAGAGCCUUUUAUACUUCCGGGACAGCAGUGACUUAAUACUGAGGCCUGUCAGGGGAAGACCGGGAUAUCUGAGUCCUGCUUUACCUAUCUCGGCUUGCAAGAAACGGUAUGGGUGGAGGCCUCCUUCAGUGUAUGCCGGCGCUCUAGGUGAACCGAGACAUAGAGGUGGAAGUGGAGUAGAAAGGCGGGGCCCACCGGAAGGGGCGGGUUCAUGGGCGAACCCACCCCUCCAGGCAGGGUUUCGUCCCUCGCCCCGCCCCUUCCCCCGCCCGGACGGCCAUGGCCAUUCCCGGCAUCCCCUAUGAGAGACGGCUUCUCAUCAUGGCGGACCCUAGAGAUAAGGCGCUUCAGGACUACCGCAAGAAGCUGCUUGAGCACAAGGAGAUCGACGGCCGUCUUAAGGAGUUAAGGGAACAAUUAAAAGAACUUACCAAGCAGUAUGAAAAGUCUGAAAAUGAUCUGAAGGCCCUACAAAGUGUUGGGCAGAUUGUGGGUGAAGUGCUUAAACAGUUAACUGAAGAAAAAUUCAUUGUUAAAGCUACCAAUGGACCAAGAUAUGUUGUGGGUUGUCGUCGACAGCUUGACAAAAGUAAGCUGAAGCCAGGAACGAGAGUUGCUUUGGAUAUGACUACACUAACUAUCAUGAGAUAUUUGCCAAGAGAGGUGGAUCCACUGGUUUAUAACAUGUCUCAUGAGGACCCUGGGAAUGUUUCUUAUUCUGAGAUUGGAGGGCUAUCAGAACAGAUCCGGGAAUUAAGAGAGGUGAUAGAAUUACCUCUUACAAACCCAGAGUUAUUUCAGCGUGUAGGAAUAAUACCUCCAAAAGGCUGUUUGUUAUAUGGACCACCAGGUACGGGAAAAACACUCUUGGCACGAGCCGUUGCUAGCCAGCUGGACUGCAAUUUCUUAAAGGUUGUAUCUAGUUCUAUUGUAGACAAGUACAUUGGUGAAAGUGCUCGUUUGAUCAGAGAAAUGUUUAAUUAUGCUAGAGAUCAUCAACCAUGCAUCAUUUUUAUGGAUGAAAUAGAUGCUAUUGGUGGUCGUCGGUUUUCUGAGGGUACUUCAGCUGACAGAGAGAUUCAGAGAACAUUAAUGGAGUUACUGAAUCAAAUGGAUGGAUUUGAUACUCUGCACAGAGUUAAAAUGAUCAUGGCUACAAACAGACCAGAUACACUGGAUCCUGCUUUGCUGCGUCCAGGAAGAUUAGAUAGAAAAAUACAUAUUGAUUUGCCAAAUGAACAAGCAAGAUUAGACAUACUGAAAAUCCAUGCAGGUCCCAUUACAAAGCAUGGUGAAAUAGAUUAUGAAGCAAUUGUGAAGCUUUCAGAUGGCUUUAAUGGAGCAGACCUGAGAAAUGUUUGUACUGAAGCAGGUAUGUUCGCAAUUCGUGCUGAUCAUGAUUUUGUAGUACAGGAAGACUUCAUGAAAGCAGUCAGAAAAGUGGCUGAUUCUAAGAAGCUGGAGUCUAAAUUGGACUACAAACCUGUGUAAUUUACUGUAAGAUUUUUGAUGGCUGCAUGACAGAUGUUGGCUUAAUGUAAAAAUAAAGUUAAAAUAAUGUAUGUAUUGGCAAUGAUGUCAUUAAAAGUAUAUGAAUAAAAAUAUGAGUAACAUCAUAAAAAUUAGUAAUUCAACUUUUAAGAUACAGAAGAAAUUUGUAUGUUUGUUAAAGUUGCAUUUAUUGCAGCAAGUUACAAAGGGAGAGUGUUGAAGCUUUUCAUAUUUGCUGUGUGAGCAUUUUGUAAAAUAUUGAAAGUGGUUUGAGAUAGUGGUAUAAGAAAGCAUUUCUUAUGACUUAUUUUGUAUCAUUUGUUUUCCUCAUCUAAAAAGUUGAAUAAAAUCUGUUUGAUUCAGUUCUUCUACAUA